UCUGAGCCCGGCAUAUCAUGAGAGUGUCUUUGUGACGACUCUCCACCCCACGCCUUCUAUGUAAGAAGCAGAGGUCAUAGCUGCGUCCUGAAGCAUGGAGCCUUUGGAAAAGGAUCCAGAGCCCUUCGAAGAUGCUGCGGCUGCUUCUGCCGCAGCUGCUGCUGCCGCUGCCGCCGCCCCUGUUCCACCGCCGCGGCCUUGCAUCCAGCCGAGAUGCGGAUCGCAGCACCAAAAAGCCGGCUUUGGGCGGGUGCCUAGCCGGGCCACGUCGUUCAAGCGCGCGGUGCAGACCGUUUCCAAAAGCGCUUCGGAAACUGGCCCAGGCGCUCUGCCCGGCAGGACCUUUUUGCUCCCACAGGAGAACGGAGAAGGGAGUGAGCGUGGGGAGCAGGGUUACCCCAGCACUCUCCGAACUCCCGAGGACAGCUCGAGAAAGGAGCGGUUGAACGUCCUGAUGCCUUUAUCCCCACCAAUAGGGAGAUGGUACUGGGAUGAUGAGACCAACACUCUUAAAUUAAAAAGAUUAUCUCAGUUUUCCCUGUCUGAAAGUAAAAGUGGACCUUCUUCCAUUCACUUGUUUAAAAAAAUUCUUCCUAUGCCUGCAUCAGAAACCAAAGAGAAACUCAAGAAGGGUAAAUCAGUUCACUUUAUUGAAAAUGAUGGCACUGCCUCAGAAAGGUUGUCUGAGAAGAGAUUUUCUAAAAGAGAUGAGAAAUCAACCAAAAGAACUGAUAAACAGUCAAAGAAUGACAAGGUUACUCUGGAUGAUGCUAAAUAUGUUGCCUUGUUUUUAUUACAAGACACUGAAAUGCAGCGUAUCUAUUCCUUUACAACAUUUAUGAGGAAUGAGAAACUUGACGAAUUCCUCAUGGCACUGUUAUACUACUUAUCUCAUUAUCUGGAAAAACUUUCAUUGGAAAAGAAGCCCAAAAGCUACAUGACGAGCCAUAUAGAGAAAAAAGAGAUGGAAUUAGUUAUGGAGAGGUUACAAGAGUCACAGAAAUACCUUGCUCAGAAAUAUUGUAUCCUUAUUUUAGGUUUGGGUAUGCCUGACAAACAUCACAUGGCCUGUGGAAAGGAAAAGAUUUCAGAUACACAAAAAGACUGGAAAUUCUUUGAGGCCUUCUUCACCUUCUGUACAUAUGUAGCUUGGGUAGUAUUCCGACGUGAGUACCUAACAGAGAUUGAUGAAGAAAUAGGGAGGCUGUUUCGUACUAAUAUGUUCAAUAGUGCAAGAAGGAGGCAGAAGGAAGAAGAAGUUGGUGAGGGAAAGAGAAGAACGACUUUUGUGCAGUUCAGGAAGAUGAUGGCCAAACUUCCCGCCAUAAAAACAACUAUUCGUAUGCGCUCUCCAGCCUUAUCUACUCUUCUGCCCUCCCCUAAAGAGCAUGCUCAGCAUCUCUUUGAGAAGACCCGUAGUAGCCGUUCAGGUGUCCCAUUUAAACCAUCCAGCAAAAGAGAACUGAUUAGCAGUCCCUCAGUUGUCAUGCCAGUAGUUGGCAUCUUAGGGGAGCCUCGAAGCCUGUUCAACACCUCUACCCUCCUUCCCAGGGAACAAGAACAGAAGCCAGAGUCCACAAAGAGAAAUGCUUCCCUGAUAAUUGAAAAUAAUGCCAAGGUUCAAGAGACGUUAGAGUUAGCUAUGAAAGCACUAAGUUCUUCAGGAGUAUUGACUAAAUAACUACUGUUCCUUUCUAUAGUUCAGUUGCAAUAGAAGUAACUUAUUUUGAUAACUUCAAGCAUGUGAUUCUGAUGUUGUCUCCUUAUUUUUGUAAUUAGAUUAAAAAAAUUUUAUUUUUCAAACCUCACCAGAUGUCCCAAGAACUACCAUGGUGUUUAUAAGAGUGCUCCAGAGAAAGAAAGCAAAUUUUUGACUGGAGGAACUAGGGGAAGAUUUCAGAGGGCAAUUGAGAUAGGCUUAUUUAAUCCUAUGUUUCAAGAAUUUCAUUAGCUAUUUAUUGACUUUCAUAAUUUUGUGAUUAUGUAGAGCAGGAGUGGGGAAUCCAUAACCUCCAGGCCACAUGUGACCCUCUAGGUCCUCAAGUGUGGCCCUUUGACUGAA
Phascolarctos cinereus (koala) is the source of this 2062-nucleotide messenger RNA. It is a transcript of the gene PPP1R36, whose product is annotated as protein phosphatase 1 regulatory subunit 36. NCBI's taxonomy places the organism in Eukaryota, Metazoa, Chordata, Mammalia, Diprotodontia, Phascolarctidae. Gene Ontology annotation, molecular function: phosphatase binding. The record is from RefSeq and is a predicted model, not a curated record. Gene Ontology annotation, biological process: negative regulation of phosphatase activity.